CAGAUAGUUUUCAAGAUUCAAGGUCUGCUGCUUCCAUGAAGGGCUGAGGAAGGUUUCAAUCCUGUUUUCUGGUACUUAUCGCAAGAGAAGUCUGCAAGAGACCACCAAGGACAGUCCACAAUGAGGAAAAGGAAGACAACAGAUUCACCUCAUCUGUCAAUAAAUCUGAGUGAAGGGAAGGAGAAAUUAAGACUGAAGCAAGAAGUUGGUCUGAUUAGCGGAGUGUCAUUAAUUGCAGGCACCAUGAUAGGCUCAGGGAUCUUUAUGUCCCCUGAGUGGGUACUACAUCAUAUGGGAAGCCCUGCAAGCAGCCUGCUUAUCUGGGCAGCAUGUGGUCUCCUGGCCAUGUUUGGAGCCUUGUCAUACGCUGAGCUUGGAACCAUAAUUAAAGAGUCUGGAGGAGAAUAUAUUUACAUCUUGAGGAUUUUUGGUCCUUUUCCUGCUUUUCUUUUCGCCUACACUUCUGUUAUCCUGGUGAGACCAGCUGGUUUGGCAGCUGUCUGUCUGAGCUUUGCUGAUUAUGCCAUUGCACCGUUCUAUCCAGGAUGCUCAUCUCCACAGGUUGUCGUCAAAUGUACAGCUGCUGCCUGCAUCCUGUUUUUAACUAUCAUCAACUGUCUCAACGUGAGGCUGGCGACAUCUAUUAUGAACAUUUUUACAGCUGCCAAAAUCUUGGCUUUGUUGGUGAUUGUGGUGGGUGGAUUGGUCCUGCUUGCCAAGGGACAAACUCAGAGUUUUCAGAAUGCUUUUCAAAACACAACUGCAGGUAUCGGGGCAGUUGGAGUGGCAUUUUACCAGGGACUCUGGUCAUACGAUGGGUGGAACAACCUGAACUAUGUAACUGAGGAACUGAAGAAGUCUGAGGUGACCCUUCCCAGAGCUGUGAUGAUUGCCAUUCCUUUGGUUACAUGCCUGUAUUUGCUGGUAAACGUGAGCUACUUAGCAGCCAUGACUCCAUCUGAACUGCUGUCUUCAGGAGCUGUGGCCAUCACUUGGGGGGACAAAGUCCUGGGCAGCUGGGCAUGGCUCAUCUCCCUGUCGGUGGCACUGUCUACGUUUGGUUCAUCCAACGGCACGUUCUUUAGCGGAGGCCGUGUGUGCUACAUUGCUGCAAGGGAAGGCCAUAUGCCAAACAUUCUGUCUAUGGCUCAUGUGCGAUGCCUCACGCCCUCCCCUGCUCUGCUGUUUACAUCUACUGUGUCUUUAAUAAUGAUAAUAUCAGGAAGCUUCACCAGUAUCGUGAACUUUUUCAGCUUUAUGGCAUGGAUUUUCUAUGGCAUGACUAUUUCUGGUCUCCUGUAUUUAAAAAUCAAGAAGCCAGAACUGUCAGGUUCUUACAAGGUCCCAAUUAUCAUCCCCAUGAUCGUGCUGAUGGCAGCUGUGUACCUGGUGUUAGCUCCCAUCAUUGAUCAACCCCAAAUUGAGAUCCUCUACAUCGUCCUGUUCAUUUUCAGUGGCAUCAUUCUUUAUUUCCCACUGGUUCACUUCAAGUGUCACCCUCACUUUUUACAGAGAGUCACUUUACAUCUCCAGUUGUUCCUGGAAGUUGCUCCGACCAGUAGAGAUGCAAACUGA
This is a messenger RNA of Athene cunicularia (burrowing owl), 1575 nucleotides long. Its product is annotated as b(0,+)-type amino acid transporter 1-like. Lineage: Eukaryota; Metazoa; Chordata; Aves; Strigiformes; Strigidae. Gene Ontology annotation, cellular component: membrane. The record is from RefSeq and is a predicted model, not a curated record. Bases 121 to 1575 code for a protein of 484 amino acids. Gene Ontology annotation, molecular function: L-amino acid transmembrane transporter activity. Gene Ontology annotation, biological process: amino acid transmembrane transport. The transcript is spliced from 7 exons.